CUUUAUCACAUCAACUCGACAGAUUGGGAAUCGACGCUACGCUAGCUAGUCUAAGGAGCUCACAGUGCCAUCAGAUAUUGAACGAUGAGAAGCUUGCCGCUGGUGAUUGUGUUAAUUGCAUGUCUAUCGUUUAGUGAGCUGUCGCUUGGCUCCGACGAAAUAGACCUCUGCAGGAAAAACAUUACCGCCAUCAGUUCGACUACAGAUCUCAUAGCGCAAGCACCCUCGGAUACAGAAUACGUGAAGCUCUGUGAAAACAACAUAACUACGAUCGAACCCUCAGCAUUUGAAAAAUUUUCCGAUUUGGAAAAGUUGUUCUUGGACUCUAAUGAGUUGCUGAAGUUUCCUUCGGGUGGCGGUUCAUUUAUUCGUCAACAUUCUCUCACCGACCUAUCAUGCUUCCGAUGCGGUGUGGAUAAAAUAUACAACCGAUCACUUGUGGAAAUUCCGCGAUUGGAGAGAAUCAAUUUGACCGAAAAUAAGAUCGAACAAAUUGAGGAAGAAGCUUUCCAGAGCAACCGGAACCUUAAAGUUAUAGAUUUGCGAUCAAAUUUUCUGCGGAGUGUUCCACGAGGAUUGGUAGAAAAGCUUACUAGAAUGUACAAAAUGGACUUAAGUUUCAACGGAAAUUUGUCUGCUGAAGAUAACCAACCGUUCAUGAUUAGUAAUUCUCUUGUAGAGUUAUGGUGUGAUGAUUGUGGAUUUCAAACGGUGUAUGAGAAUACGUUCUCUAGAUUAUUCAAUCUAAAACUACUGCAUCUGCGAAACAACAAAAUAACGGUAGUGCAUGCUUGGGCGUUUUUCCAAGUAACCCGUUGGCAACCUGGUAAUACUCUUAUGGUAUCGCUUGAAAAUAACAAACUUCAAAACAUUGGUACUGAAAUAAAAGAUGGUCUGCAGCUGUGCUUAUACAACAACACUGAACAAUUAGAGUGUUUUCUCAGAAAUCUGCCCGAUAAGGAUAAUUUUGUAUGCUCCAAUUCAACUCAGCCGGAUAUUGAAUGUAUUCCAUCAACUACCACUACGACGACAACGACAACAACCACAACAACCACUGAGUCACCAGAAAUACCAGACACUACCCCUAUCAUAAACAGUAAAGCAGACACCAAUGAGCCGCGACAAGCUACAAGCAAUCCUACCGUCAGUCCUACACCACCGUCAGCGAAACCCGUGGACAAGCCCCCGGAAGAGGUCUACGGCAUUUCCGAUGCCUACAUCAGUGGAUACCUCACGUUGAUAUACGUAGCUCAAAUAGGUACCCUUGUACUGCUGAUCAUUGUUUGGCUUAAGCUGAAAAAGUCCGACCUGGAGAUCGAUCGAUACUCGGAGUGUAUUCUCAACCCAAGUCCCAACUAUAAGGCAAUUCAGUGACACAGUUAGUUUAAAGUUUAAAAUUAGUCAUCACCUUAGAGGCGCGUUCGAAAAUGCUAUCAGUAGCGUACAGGGAAGAAGACCGAAUAAGCCCUCGUAGGUACGUGGUUGCGAAUGAAUAAUCUGUUUUGUUAUCGUGGCUCACUAUUGAUAAGAUAUCAUCAAACAUAACAAAAUAAAUAAAACGAGUCGGUUGUGUGAA
Aedes albopictus (Asian tiger mosquito) is the source of this 1576-nucleotide messenger RNA. RefSeq names its product chondroadherin. Bases 85 to 1374 code for a protein of 429 amino acids. The transcript is spliced from 2 exons. The record is from RefSeq and is a predicted model, not a curated record. Gene Ontology annotation, molecular function: protein binding. NCBI's taxonomy places the organism in Eukaryota, Metazoa, Arthropoda, Insecta, Diptera, Culicidae.